Messenger RNA from Cannabis sativa, 372 nucleotides. RefSeq lists its product as uncharacterized. The transcript has 3 exons. Lineage: Eukaryota; Viridiplantae; Streptophyta; Magnoliopsida; Rosales; Cannabaceae. The record is from RefSeq and is a predicted model, not a curated record. Bases 1 to 372 code for a protein of 123 amino acids.
AUGAGUGAUCUUCGACCUAUUUCCCUGUGUAAUGUUCUUUUUAAGAUUAUCUCUAAAGUUCUUGCUAACAGGUUGAAAGUGGCUUUGCCUGAUAGGAAAAGGGUGGGGAAGGAAGGAUUUAUGGCUCUUAAACUCGACAUGAGUAAGGCAUAUGAUCGAGUUGGUUGGGAAUUUUUCAGAAGCAAAGUUACAUUGAAUGGGUUUCAUCCGUCAUAUUGUCUCUCUAAUCAUGUAUUGUGUGACAAGUGUUACUUACAAUGUGACUUAUGGGGGGAGAGUUAUGGGGCCUAUUCACCCAGAGGUGCUCCUCGUGUUUCACAUUUGCUAUUUGCUGAUGAUAGCUACGUGUACUGCAAGGCUAAUGAUAAAUAA